Messenger RNA from Papilio polytes (common Mormon), 1205 nucleotides. RefSeq names its product cathepsin B (gene CtsB). The transcript has a single exon. Bases 97 to 1101 code for a protein of 334 amino acids. Lineage: Eukaryota; Metazoa; Arthropoda; Insecta; Lepidoptera; Papilionidae. Gene Ontology annotation, biological process: regulation of catalytic activity. Gene Ontology annotation, cellular component: lysosome. Gene Ontology annotation, molecular function: cysteine-type endopeptidase activity. The record is from RefSeq and is a predicted model, not a curated record.
CGACCCACAGCCGAGCGGUCAGUCGACGCGCCGCACUCCAGCGGGUAACGUGUCUACGUAUAUAAGUAUCAUAUCUGAACACACAAAGAAAGCAGAAUGAUUUAUUCAAGUGUAACGUGUUUGCUGCUCUGCGCGUUCGCUGUCACAGCCGAUUCCUCGGAACCGCUCAGCGACGACUUUAUCAAUCUAAUCAACUCAAAACAGGACACAUGGAAAGCCGGUCGAAACUUUCCAGUGGAUACGCCGGUCAAACAUAUACAGAAACUAAUGGGUACGUUGAAAGAUGAUCGCUUCACCACCCUCGUUACUUUACAGCACGAAGUUGAUUUAAUAGCGAGUUUGCCCGAGAACUUCGAUCCGAGAGACAAGUGGCCCAAUUGUCCGACAUUAAACGAAGUAAGAGAUCAAGGGUCGUGCGGAAGUUGCUGGGCGUUUGGCGCAGUCGAAGCAAUGACUGAUCGCGUUUGCACAUACUCGAACGGUACAAAACAUUUCCAUUUCUCUGCCGAGGAUCUGCUCAGUUGCUGUCCUAUUUGCGGGCUCGGUUGUAAUGGGGGCAUGCCGACGCUCGCCUGGGAAUACUGGAAGCAUUUCGGUUUGGUUUCCGGCGGCAGUUACAACUCCACCCAGGGCUGCAGACCAUACGAGAUUCCUCCGUGCGAGCACCACGUGCCAGGUAACAGAUUGCCGUGCAGCGGAGACACUAAGACUCCUAAAUGUAUUAAGAAAUGCGAGGACAAUUACAAUGUGGCAUACAAACAGGAUAAGCACUAUGGUAAGCACAUCUACUCGGUGAGAGGUGGUGAGGAUCACAUCAAAGCGGAACUGUACAAGAACGGGCCUGUGGAAGGCGCUUUUACGGUGUACGCGGACCUGCUGUCGUACAAGAGCGGUGUUUACAAACACGUCGCCGGCGAUGCCCUCGGCGGACACGCGAUUAAGAUAAUGGGUUGGGGCGUUGAAAACGGCAACAAGUACUGGCUUAUCGCGAAUUCUUGGAACAGCGAUUGGGGUGACAAUGGAUUCUUCAAAAUACUCCGAGGUGAAGACCAUUGUGGAAUCGAAAGCUCCAUUGUUGCCGGCGAACCUUUGCUUGAUUAAUUGACUCACGUUUCAUGCGUAAACAACAUGUUAGUCAUUGACAACCUAUAAAUAUGUUUUGUUACAGACUAAUUGUAAUUUAAUAAACAACUUUACUUUAAAAA